AUGGACUACAAGGCAAGAACUGUCAUUGCCAUGGUACUUCCUGAUGAGAAUGCUAAUUGUGCUAACUCCGUUAAUCCGAAAAUGAGAACCACUCUCCUCCACAGCCAAUCACCUGAUCCUGUUCCUUGGAAGGAAGCUCAUGCCACGUUCUAUGGUGGUAGCGAUGGAAUAGAUACGAUGGGGGGAGCUUGUGGUUAUGGGGAUGUGAUGAAAGAAGGAUAUGGUGAACACAACACAGCAUUGAGCACAGUUAUGUUCCACGACGGCCAAACAUGUGGUGCUUGUUAUGAAAUCAAGUGCUUCAACAACAGCCAGUGGUGCAAACCCGAGGGUGCAUCCAUCACCGUUACGGCCACCAACUUCUGCCCGCCAAAUCCCUCUCAACCAAACGACAAUGGCGGUUGGUGCAACCCACCGAGAGAGCAUUUCGACUUGUCUCAACCAUCGUUUCUUAUGCUUGCAGAAUACAAGGCUGGAAUUACUCCUGUUCAGUAUCGAAAGAUUCCAUGCGUUAGGCAAGGAGGAAUCAAGUUCACGAUAAGCGGAAAUCCUUAUUUCCUACUAGUGUUAGUAUGGAACGUUGGAGGGGCAGGCGACGUUACUGGUGUGGACGUCAAGGGAGAUGAAGGAGCUUGGAUUCCAAUGACUAGAAAUUGGGGUCAAAAUUGGCACACGGGUACUGUUUUGACAGGUCAAUCACUCAGCUUUCAGGUUCACGGAAGCGAUGGUCGCCUCGUAGAAUCCCCAAACGUCGCUCCUAAAGAUUGGCAAUUCGAGAAAACCUAUGAGGGCAACAAUUUUUAG
Cynara cardunculus var. scolymus (artichoke) is the source of this 804-nucleotide messenger RNA. Its product is annotated as expansin-A2-like. The coding region runs from base 1 to 804 and encodes 267 amino acids. Gene Ontology annotation, cellular component: extracellular region. Gene Ontology annotation, biological process: plant-type cell wall organization. The transcript is spliced from 4 exons. The record is from RefSeq and is a predicted model, not a curated record. Lineage: Eukaryota; Viridiplantae; Streptophyta; Magnoliopsida; Asterales; Asteraceae.